Lycium ferocissimum is the source of this 918-nucleotide messenger RNA. RefSeq lists its product as uncharacterized. Gene Ontology annotation, molecular function: acid phosphatase activity. NCBI's taxonomy places the organism in Eukaryota, Viridiplantae, Streptophyta, Magnoliopsida, Solanales, Solanaceae. The transcript has 4 exons. The record is from RefSeq and is a predicted model, not a curated record. The coding region runs from base 89 to 646 and encodes 185 amino acids.
GAAUGGGUUUUAGUAAUUGACUUUCCAAUUAAGCUUUUGAAUACAUAAUUGGUCAGAAGAAAAAUCUGACCAAGUAGAGAGUAGAGAGAUGGGGGACGAAAGGGUGAAGAACGAGGCUAUGGAGAUAAUGGGGAUGUUCCAAGUGCUUCCUCGACUCGUUGUCUUCGAUCUUGAUUACACUCUCUGGCCCUUUUACUGUGAAUACCGCUCAAAACAGCAAAUGCCGUAUUUAUAUCCUCAUGGCAAAGGCAUACUAUAUGCCCUCAAGGACAAGGGAGUUAAUAUUGCUGUUGCCUCAAGAUCACCAACUCCUGAUAUUGCAAACACUUUUCUUGAUAAGUUGGGGCUAUCAUCAAUGUUUGUAGCGAAGGAGAUAUUUUCCAGUUGGACACACAAGACCGAACACUUUCAGAAGAUCAGUAGGAGGACAGGGGUGCCUUAUAAGGAGAUGCUGUUUUUUGAUGACGAGGAUCGCAAUAUAGAGGCGGUUUCAAAGAUGGGUGUGACGAGCAUAUUGGUGGACGAUGGGGUAAAUCUUGAGGCUUUGCGGCAAGGGCUCUCAGCGUUUGCUCAGAACUCAACUUCAGGCAAAAAGAACAAAGAAAAAAAGUUACCGGACUCAUCAAUAAGUGAUGAGUUACAGUAAUCCAACUGUCACAAGAUCCCCGUUUGCAUUUAGGGGUCAUAUAGUAGUUCUGAUAUUUGCAAACAUUUAUGAAAUUCUUUUACGCCGAUAAGGAAUUGAUUGAAGAAUUAUAGGCAGCUUUAAAAGAGGUUAUUUCUGGCUUAUGUAUUUCAACCAGCUUUUAAUCCUAUGAAUUUGAUAUAUCAAUUUUCUUUCACAAUAAAACAACUGUAAAUGUAGAGAAAAGUUGUGAUUUAGCAUGCUCGAGCCAUAUAUAAGGCCUGUUCGUUGCC